AUGACAACCGAUCAAGAUCGAUGGGACGAACGGAUACCGGAACUGGAGAGGCACCUCAACUCCGCCGUAAACAAAACAAGUACUCGUACACCCUUUGAGGCACUCCAUGGAUACCGACCAAGGUAUGUGGGAGGCGUGGUCAAUACACUGAGCCGUUCUAGUGGUGAAUGGACCAACCCAAAUGACGUGCAAGACUGUACGAAAUGCUAUUGCCACGGGCCAGGCAAACAUGAAGGCCCAUUACGACCGGAACCGUUAUCCGGGAACAAGGUACGAAGUGGGGGAGGUCGUUGUUAUGUUACGGCAACCACGUCCAGAUCAACCCACUAA
Macrosiphum euphorbiae (potato aphid) is the source of this 330-nucleotide messenger RNA. The record is from the annotation of a GenBank genome assembly. NCBI's taxonomy places the organism in Eukaryota, Metazoa, Arthropoda, Insecta, Hemiptera, Aphididae.